Molecule: messenger RNA, 326 nt
Organism: Ruditapes philippinarum (Manila clam)
Lineage: Eukaryota; Metazoa; Mollusca; Bivalvia; Venerida; Veneridae
Product: mediator of RNA polymerase II transcription subunit 30-like
Biological process (GO): positive regulation of DNA-templated transcription
Cellular component (GO): mediator complex
Molecular function (GO): transcription coregulator activity
Source: RefSeq, a predicted model, not a curated record
CUACAAACAGCACUUUUACUGUAAAUUUCUAUUAAAACGGUACAAUUCAAAUUCUAAAAGUCACUUUCGCUCAAUUUCGUCAGAAAUCUCACUUUCGUAUUUUAGGCAAACCCCGGCAGGAGACCUUCAAUUAUAAAGGAGCAUGGCUUCCUCGGGUCAAGCAUUUCCAGUGUCAACACAAGGAUCAGGAGUAAUGUUAUCUAAUCAAGGUGUAACAAGCAGUUUUGGUCAGCCACCAUUUUCACAAUCCCAGCCCUCACAAAUGAACAGCAUUCAACAUCAACAGUCAUUCACCGGCCCAAGUUCUUCAACUACAACAGUACAGG